GAGAGGGAGAGGGAGAGGGAGAGAGAGAGAGAGUCCAUACCAUAGCGCACAUUGGUUGGGCUACUUUUCUGACGACACAACAUUCAUCAACCUGUGGAUAGCGCGCGCGGUGGUGAUAUUCAAGUCGGAGGUCCCGGUGGUCAGCCGUGUUCUCAUCCUCGCUCUCGCGGUCAAUGAGCUAUUCGAUCUGUUUCGGUUCGCUGUAUUCAAAAGUUCACCGGCUGUGCGCCAUACUCGGUUUUUAUGAAUGGCCGGAGCAUGGAGGAAAUACCAUUCGAAAGAGUCAAGACUCGACGGAAGAAGGGUCACUGCCCGGCCGGUGCACCCCUGGGCGCCAUCGCCUGCGAGGACGAGUUCAACAGCAGGGAGCUAGAGGCUCUCUUCCAAAACUAUAAUCUGAAGCUGGAACAGACCGCCACGCUCAAAGCCCUGGCGGUGCUCAUCGUGGCCGCGUCGUCCCUGGCGCUGGUCGAGCUGCUGUCCGGUCCACGACUCACCGUCUCCAAGGGCUCCCACCCCGUGCACUGCGUGGUGUUCCUCUCGCUCUUCAUCGUCACCAACGUCAAGUACCUGCAGGUGACGCAGCUGCAGCAGAUUGCCAAGCUCUCGCUGCUCUUCAGCUUCACCUUUGCGCUCCUCUGCUGCCCGUUCCCUCUGGCGCUCGGCGCUGCCGAGUUGGAGAGCGCCGCUGCCCCCGAGCAAGGCGUGUGGCAGCUGAUGCUGGUCACCCUGGUGGCUUACCUGCUCCUGCCAGUGCGGACUCUGCUCGCCGUGCUUUUUGGGGUGAUGGUGGCCGCGUCUCACUUCAUCGUUACUGUGACGUCGGUCACGGGGAGGAAGGAACGGAUUUGGAGACCGCUGGUGGCCAACGUGGUGCUGUUCACCAGCGUCAACCUGUCAGGGGUGUUUGUGCGGAUCCUGACGGAGCGGACCCAGCGGAAGGUCUUCCUGCAGGCGCGCGACUGCAUAGAGGAGCGGCUGCGGCUGGAGGACGAGAACGAGAAACAGGAGCGUCUGCUAAUGAGUCUUCUGCCCAGGAAUGUUGCCAUGGAGAUGAAGGAGGACUUCCUGAAACCUCCUGAGAGGAUAUUUCACAAGAUCUACAUCCAGCGUCAUGACAACGUCAGCAUUCUGUUUGCUGACAUUGUUGGUUUUACCAGCCUGGCUUCUCAAUGCACUGCCCAGGAACUGGUGAAAUUACUCAACGAACUAUUUGGGAAAUUUGAUGAGCUGGCAACAGAGAACCACUGCAGGCGGAUCAAAAUUCUGGGGGACUGUUACUACUGUGUGUCGGGUCUGACCCAGCCAAAAGCAGACCACGCCCACUGCUGCGUAGAGAUGGGCCUGGAUAUGAUCGAUACCAUAGCGUCGGUGGUGGAGGCCACCGAGGUGGACCUGAACAUGCGAGUGGGUCUGCACACAGGCCGGGUGCUCUGCGGCGUGCUGGGCCUGAGGAAGUGGCAGUACGACGUGUGGUCCAACGAUGUGACGCUGGCCAACAUGAUGGAGGCGGGCGGUCUGCCUGGCAAGGUGCACAUCACCAGGACCACGCUGGAGUGCCUGAACGGAGACUACGAGGUAGAGCCAGGCCUCGGAAACGAGCGCCAUGCCUUCCUCCAGAAACACCACAUUGAGACCUUCUUCAUCGUUCCUUCUCACAGGCGCAAGAUCUUUCCAGGUCUGAUCCUGUCCGACAUUAAGCCAGCCAAAAGGAUGAAGUUCAAGACGGUGUGUUACCUGCUGGUGCAGCUCAUGCACUGCAGGAAGAUGUUCAAGGCGGAGAUCCCCUUUUCCAACGCCAUGACGUGUGAUGACGACGACAAGCGGCGGGCGAUGCGCACAGCGUCGGAGAAGCUGAGGAGCCGGACGUCCAUCUCGGCCUGCCCCGUGCAGCCCGCCCCGGGCUCCCGGGUCAACCGCUUCAUCGGACGGCUCAUCGAGGCCCGGCAGACGGACUCGGAUACCCUGGAGCUCAGAUACCUGACGCUGGAGUACCGGAACCCGGACCGGGAACGACGGUAUCACCAGGUGUCCGACGACCAUUUCGUCAGCGCCGUGGUCCUGUCUCUGGUGCUCUCCACUCUGUUCGGCCUCAUCUAUCUACUCAUGGUGCCACAGGGGAUGCUGGUCCUGCUGUUGCUGCUGCUGUGUGUGUGUUUCCAUGUGACCUGUGUGAUGUACCUGCACCUGACCAGUAUUCAGUGUCAGCCUGGCUGCCUCACCAUCCAGAUCCGCACGGUAGUCUGCGUCUUCCUGGUCCUACUCACCUUCUCCAUAACCCAGGCCUGUGUGGUGGUUUGCGUCCCUUGGCUAAGUUGGAGCGUCAACCUGACCUCGUCCUUUGAGUUCUUUGCCACGGACGCGACACUCCUGGGCCCGUGGAACGGUACUGCGGUGGAAGGGGCGUGUCCCAACGUUCCGUACACCCUCUUGUCCUGUGUGGCCGCCAGCCUCACCAUCGUCCCUUACCUCCGGGUCUCCUCGGUACCCAAGAUCGUCUUGCUCCUCCUACUCUCCACCAGCUACACAGUUGUCAUGGAGACUAGCGGCUAUCGGCAAGCCGUGGGGGGAGGCUUUCUUCACACCAGGGGCUAUGAUCCAGUUCUCGCUGUCCUGCUGUUUACUGGAGCUCUGACAUUACACUCCCGGCAGCUGGAUCUGAAGCUACGACUGGACUAUCUCUGGGUCACUCAGGCUGAGGAGGAGCGGGGAGACAUGGAGAAGGUGAAACUGGACAACAAGAGGAUCCUGUUCAACCUGCUGCCGGCCCACGUGGCCCAGCACUUCCUCAUGUCCAACCCCAGGAACAUGGACCUGUACUACCAGUCGUACGCGCAAGUCGGCGUGCUGUUUGCGUCCAUCGCCAACUUCAACGAUUUCUACAUCGAGCUGGACGGCAACAACAUGGGGGUGGAGUGUCUCCGCCUGCUCAACGAGAUUAUAGCUGACUUUGAUGAGCUGAUGGAUAAAGAGUGCUACAGGGACAUCGAGAAAAUCAAGACGAUCGGCAGCACCUACAUGGCCGCCGUGGGGCUGGUUCCUACCACCGGCGCCAAGGCUAAGAAGUCCAUCGCGUCACACCUGUGCACUGUGUCAGACUUCGCCAUCGAGAUGUUUGACGUCCUGGAUGCCAUCAACUACCAGUCCUACAACGACUUUGUCCUGAGAGUAGGUAUCAACGCGGGCCCGGUGGUGGCGGGCGUGAUCGGAGCCAGAAGACCACAGUACGACAUCUGGGGGAACACGGUCAAUGUGGCCAGCCGCAUGGACAGCACCGGAGUCCAGGGCAAGAUACAGGUGACAGAGGACGUGUACCGCAUCCUCACGGAUCACUAUGACUUUGUGUGCCGAGGACAGGUCAGCGUGAAGGGCAAGGGUCAGAUGCUUACCUACUUCCUGGAAGGGCGGAGCCAAAGGAGAGGAGUGUCCGGGAGCCAGCCACCGCGGCACGGCGAGCGGCGCUCAAGCCACUUCGCCCGCAGCAAUGUGUGCACCCGCUUGAGCCCCGCCCCCACGGUGGCCACCUACGCCGCCAUUAGGACGCCUAUCCCCGGCACGGCCAUGCCAACCACCUCCACCAGCAGCACCCGAUACCUGCCCUCUGCACCCGCCGCAAAGGUGUGAUCCUCGCACGCAUGCGCACCUACGCCCAAGCAGACUCUGUGACGGGGUUGUGGUGGGACGCUCGAAAGGAGAAGAAGAAGAAAGAGCCUUUGUCUAAAGGAGGCCUUGGUGCUAGGUGCUUGGUUCUUGGUUCUUGGUUCUUGGUUCUUCGGGCUGUGUCUCAUUAGCCUCGUGAGACCAUCCUGAUCUUGCGAGCUCCAUUGUAUUUAUUCGCAGAUCAGUCUGGUAACCUGCGAUGGAGAAAAUUUGUAGCCGGUCGCUAAAUUACCGGCCAAUCAGCGCUGUUUUUGAGGCGGGUUAAGGUGUGACGCAACGAGAAGCGACUGUUCAGUCUAAAAACAACACGGCGGCUUCCGUUGAUCUGAUUGGUUGAUUUGGCCCGUCUAUCAGCAACAUAGGUGGUGAAGGACAGAUGGUUUAUCCAAUCAGCUAACCAGUAUUUUCACCCCUUCCCAAAAGUUCUCCAACGGAAGGCUCACACAUGGAUAUGCUGAGCAAAUGCGAAUCAAUCAAUCUGGCGGAGUCAGGUUAGUGUCUCAUACCAGGGCUGAAAAUCAGACUAAUUUUCAGAUCUCUCCCCCCCCACCCAACCCACAGCGUUUCAGCACUGCCUGCCUGCAGGGGCGCAGCGUAGAUGUCUCGUAGUAGUAGUAUUUAAGACACCGCUCGGUCUGGGACCGUUUCAAAGGCAGUUGAUGUUCCCAGAGUUUCAGCAUGGACUCCCCUGUAUUCAGAAACACAAUACUACACAGUAUUGAAGGUGUAGCAUAUUAUUGUCAAUAUUCUCAGUGUCAAACCAAAUCAGUGCUGAUGCCUUAUAGUGAUUUAAAAUGAGUUUUUUGCAGCGACAAAUACCCUUUCAAAUGAUUUCUGCAUUCAUUAAGAGAUGAGUCCAUUCUAAAAUGUAAUUAUGGCAUAUGUGUAUACCUGAGGAUGGGAAAUAGGCUAUCCACUUGCCAAGCCAACAGAGUAAUGCCUUUAAAAACGGGAUACCACAUUCCUAUAGAUCAAUAUCUAGUGGCACAUUCCUCUGGACUGUAAUGCCACAUGAGGUAGAAAACCUUGAACUCUCUGGGCCUGACCAAUGGACCAUGAGUUAUAGAACCCGUUUGACUCUCUGGGCCUGGUCGAUGGUGAGCUAGAAACCCUUUGAGUCUCUGGGCCUCGUUGAUGAUGAGGUACAAACUCUUUGGCUCUCUGUGCCUGGUCAAUGGACCAUAAGGUAGAACCUCUUUGACUCUCUGGGCCUGGUCGAUGGACCAUAAGAUAGAACCCCUUUGACUCUGGGCCUGGUUGAUGGAACAUGAGGUAUAAACACUUUGACUCUCUGGGCCUGGUCGAUGAUGAGGUAGAAACCCUUUGACUCUCUGGGCCUGGUUGAUGUUGAGGUAGAAACCCUUUGACUCUCUGGGCCUGGUCGAUGGACCAUGAGCUAGAUCCUCUUUGACUCUCUGGGCCUGGUCGAUGGACCAUGAGGUACAAACCCUUUGACUCUCUGGGCCUGGUCGAUGGACCAUGAGCUAGAUCCUCUUUGACUCUCUGGGCCUGGUCGAUGGACCAUGAGGUACAAACCCUUUGACUCUCUGGGCCUGGUCGAUGGACCAUGGAGGUAGUACCCAUUUGACUCUAGGCCUGGUUGAUGGACCAUGAGGUACAAACCCUUUUACUCUCUGGGCCUGGUCGAUGGACCAUGAGGUACAAACCCUUUGACUCUCUGGGCCUGGUCGAUUGACGGCUCAGUGUCUUUAAGUGCAUGGUGCCAGUGUUGCAUAUCAGUCAUGUUUGCUGUUUGUUUCCCUAUAAUGCGUGACUUUCGAGACUCUUCCUUGAUCCUACGUCUAUGUGUAGCAAUAAACCAAGUUUGUCUUCUAAACCAAACCACCCCUGCAUGCUGUAGCCAUCUGGAUAUCUUUUAACUGUGUAUGUAGCCUAUAGAGUGAGCGGCCAGAGCCAGGUUGUAUCUUUGUGAAAAUGAUUGCAUGGAAUUUGGACAUUUUAUUUUUUUCUGUGGUGCGUGAAUAUCAAUCCUUCCUUUAUGAACUAAAAAAUAUUUGCCUGCUUGGAAAGACAUAUUUUUAUUGUUGCUGUACUUGUUAGAACAGUUUCUAUUUUUAUGAAAUCUUAUAAAAAACUGCUUUCGGUGCAGAGACACAAGAAAACUAAAUCAUUUCGAUAUAUCUAUAAAUAUAUAUCAAUAUCUAUAUCUACAUAGCUAUGUAUAUAUAUAUCGACAUAUACAAAUAUAAUAUAAAGACAUCUUUCGGAUUUGCAGACAAUAUAACCUCUUUUGGAUUACACAGAACACAAAGUAUAUAUUUGGUGGCUCAGCAUGGUACUAUUGGCUGACCUGUGACACUUAUGUCCUCGACGUUGGUGUGGCAUGCUUUGCCCAGACAGGGGCUCUCUCAUGCAUGACUAUGACACAGUCAGUGGAAGCACUGAAGACUUAAGGCUUCUUUGAACAGGUUUUCUUGCAUGUGCUUAAGGUAGCGGUCCUCUUGAAUGUAAGGUGCUUCUUUACCUUUCGUCUUCUCUAUGAGCUUUUUCUCGCUGGUCAGAUCCUCCAAAGGGAUAUUUCAGGAAUGAUUGACAGCAGGUUGGGAUUUUGCCUCCCGCUUGCCUUAGUCUUGACAACAGGUAGCUGGUUUUCAAAUGUGCCAACCUAUUUUCAAAAACAUAUCAAGGUUUAGUAUUGGGGCUGCAGUCCCAGGGACGGCUGACUGCAGUGGUUUUCUGUGAGUUUAUUUAAUGAAUGCCUGUAUUUUUCCGGUUUAAGCUGUCCCUGGAAAGAAAUGUUUUUGUAAUUGAAAUGGUGGCCAAUGUUGACUUUGGUAAGGCUUUUGAAAAGUGUAACCUGACCGGCAUUGUUUUGAGUGGAGUUGGUAUUCAAAUAUGUUUCAAGUUCAUAAUAGCCUUGGACUCAAUGUAUUAUCUUCUGUUUCAAAGAAAUGAAAAUGAACUUUAAUCAAAUUUUAUAUACUUGCUUUUAAAAGUCAGUGAUGUUUAUGGAAACAGGGUUGUGUACAAUAUUUUUCCUGUGAAUUUGAUAUUUUCAUACUGUAUGAUACGGGUUUAAAUUGUUAUAUGUAUUAAUCGAUAUUAUUGUAUAUUGUAUAUUGAGUUUUUCAGAGCUAUAUUAUGAAUGAUUAGAUAUUUGUCCAAAUCUUGAAUUCAGGGUGUAUUAAUUAAGAUGUUCUAUGUUGAUUGUACAUUUUGUUAAGAUAUUUUAUACUACGUGUUUGCACUGCUAUACUAUUGACGUCUGAUUAUGAAAUAAAGCAACAGGACAUGUGUCUUCUUGAA
Gadus morhua (Atlantic cod) is the source of this 6927-nucleotide messenger RNA. It is a transcript of the gene adcy1a, whose product is annotated as adenylate cyclase 1a. Gene Ontology annotation, biological process: cAMP biosynthetic process; adenylate cyclase-activating G protein-coupled receptor signaling pathway; intracellular signal transduction. Gene Ontology annotation, cellular component: plasma membrane. Lineage: Eukaryota; Metazoa; Chordata; Actinopteri; Gadiformes; Gadidae. The record is from RefSeq and is a predicted model, not a curated record. Gene Ontology annotation, molecular function: adenylate cyclase activity. Bases 244 to 3624 code for a protein of 1126 amino acids. The transcript is spliced from 20 exons.